AUGUCUGUGGUCGUAGAACCCAGAGCCGUGGCCCCAGCGUCCACAGUCUCGCAAAGAGGUGGUGAACUGUCACGCUAUGGGCUGCCUAUGAACACUGGUCUUCGAGGAGAAUUGCCCAGCUCAGCAACGGCCCUCACGGAGAAGCCGGGUCCAAGUGACCGUGAGCCUUGGGACUUUGUUGAGUUCGCGAACCAUUACACGGAGGCUCCGUGGGGCGGCCGGUGCUCUCUAAUUGAGUUCCUCAGCCAGUUGGACCGCCGACAACCUUUGAGAGGCGUGUUGAGACGACUGAUUCUGUCGUCAUAUCUUGGAAGGAUUUCUAUAAGAUCUAGACGAGCUUCCACCUCAAGUCGGUCCUUUUUUCCUCAUCAUCCAACACACUUCACACUCCAGCCUCUCUUGAACAACCAUCCUCGGCUUCUCACUUCGACUGCGAGAUACUUCAAGAUGAAGAUCCUCAACGCCCUUCUCACGUUGUCGGCCCUGGCGGUCAGCAUCGACGCCCUUCCAGUCUCGGUGACCAAAGAGGAUGCCCAGACUUUCCAUGACAUGUCUCUGCAUGAAACCAGCAUCAUAGCCCGCCAGGCCCAGCCUCCUCCAUCGGCCUUGAUUCCCGACGCAACACCUGAAGACGACAUGGAUGAAUUCGAAGAAGUGGAGGAAGUCGACGACGUCACGAAUCCAGGAGAGGUCGAAGCCGAGGGCAAGAAAAAGAAGAAGAAGAAGAAGAAGAAGGGCAAGAAGAAGGGCAAGAAGGAGAAGAAGCCCGAGAAGCCGGACGCCAUCCCGGCUGAUGGAGCUCAACCGCCCGCUGCUGGUGCUCAACCUGCGCCCGCAGCCGGUGCCCAGCCUAUUCCCGCUGCCGGUGCCGCUCCGGCCGCUGCCCCGGCCAAGGCACCAGCUCCCGGAGCACCUGCAGCCGCUGCUCCCCCACCCGCCCCAGCGCCGGCGGCUCCUCGCUCGGUUGCCAAGGCAUUCAUGGCCUAG
Messenger RNA from Colletotrichum paranaense, 987 nucleotides. RefSeq lists its product as uncharacterized. NCBI's taxonomy places the organism in Eukaryota, Fungi, Ascomycota, Sordariomycetes, Glomerellales, Glomerellaceae. The record is from RefSeq and is a predicted model, not a curated record. The transcript has 3 exons. The coding region runs from base 1 to 987 and encodes 328 amino acids.